AUGGUGUCCAAGUAGCCGUUACAGGCAUACAAUACUAAUCUAUAAUUUCAACAAACACAUCAAAUUUUCGCAUUUUUAUAAAUUUACAAUCCUCAAAUUCAACCAAAACCCUUGUUCAUCUUCACUUUUUGCAAUGGCAGAUUUUGCAAACCUAUCUGAUAGUGAUGAUGAUAGAAAAGUUGAAGCCCUUCUUGCCCAAGCCCUGGACCACUCUGUUCUUGAACAAGUUUCUGCUAUUAAUUGCGCUGGAUUUACUGACCCAAUUCUGCCCAAUCAGCUUGAAUCCAGGUUCAGUAGGCUCAAAUCAUUCCCUUCUGCAAAACCCAUGUCUCAAAUUCCCCCAAUUAAGCCUUCUGAUCCUCCAAUUAAGAGUGAUUUGAAGGAGAAAAAGUUGGGUCAGUGUGAUGAGUUUGAAGCCCUUGAUGUGAAUGUUGGAGCCCCUGUUGUGGAGACAAAAUUGGAGAAUGGUAUUUCGGUUUCCCCUGCGAAAAUGUCGGGGUUUUCGAAGGGAGGAGAUGGGGAAUUGGGGAAGAAGAUGAGGGUGAGAAAUGUGUCAUUUAGGUCUCCUUCAGAUUCCAGGGCUUCGUCGAGGGAUUCUUCGCCGUCUCCUACUCGUGCGAUUGGUUGUUUUUGGUGUUCUCCGAAGAGGGUUUCGGGGAGGAAGAGUAAGGAGUACAGGAGUGAUGAUGAUUGGGGGAAGAAUGAGGAGGUUUUGUCGGACAUAAGUGAUUUUUCGGCUAAAGGGCAGGAGAAAUUGUUGAAGAAAAUGAUGAAGGAAGAAGAGAAAAUUAACAGGGAGGCUGCGAAGAUUGUGAAGUGGGCGAAGCAAGUGUCAGCCAGGAUGGAGCUUUCGGAUGCUGAGGAUGAGAUGAGUGAUCAUGAGGGUACAAAAUGAUCAUACCAUCUAAUAUAGUGCCAUCUAAAAUACAACAUUGUAUAGGUUAGUACUGCUAUAUAUGAAUCUAUUUCCUCCGCGGGAUCA
This is a messenger RNA of Daucus carota subsp. sativus, 982 nucleotides long. RefSeq lists its product as uncharacterized. The transcript has a single exon. The record is from RefSeq and is a predicted model, not a curated record. NCBI's taxonomy places the organism in Eukaryota, Viridiplantae, Streptophyta, Magnoliopsida, Apiales, Apiaceae. The coding region runs from base 134 to 895 and encodes 253 amino acids.